This is a messenger RNA of Drosophila takahashii, 1357 nucleotides long. Its product is annotated as double-stranded RNA-specific editase 1-like. Gene Ontology annotation, cellular component: RISC complex; RISC-loading complex; nucleus. NCBI's taxonomy places the organism in Eukaryota, Metazoa, Arthropoda, Insecta, Diptera, Drosophilidae. Gene Ontology annotation, biological process: regulation of regulatory ncRNA processing; siRNA processing. The record is from RefSeq and is a predicted model, not a curated record. Gene Ontology annotation, molecular function: siRNA binding; double-stranded RNA binding.
CCAUCCCAAUUAUUUCUGAGAGUACGAGAAUUCCGGGUGGAAGAUAGAAAAUUUUCUUGAGCUCAGUACUGAAGUAAAAUUAAAACUAAUAAUAAUCAUGAACCGCCCGCGUCGCACAUCGACAGCAGCUAAGUCCAUUGUUUCCGGCGGCGUUCAAAAUCUGAAUGCGGCGGGCAAGCCAGGAACGCCCGCGAAAGCCGUGACAAUUGAAGGUCAUGCAGCUGCUACUGCUGUCCCGGGUAGUUCGGCGAGCGAACCGACCAAAAAGCCAGAUGUCGUUCCCAUGCCCAUUCCCAUCAAGGAUGAGCUGAUAACCCAGCCCGGGGAAUCCCCUUCUGAGGAAACCGCGACACAUAAUACAGCAGAGCCCAUGGAGGCCACCGACGAGAAUGUCUACGGAGAUACUUGUUUGGAGAACAGCAAUGGCAAGAUCCCAUUCAAGAAGAUCUUCCUGAAACGCAAGAAGUCAUCCGAGCGCACUCGGGACAAGAAGCUGCGCCAGAACCGCCAGCUGCGCAAGUCUAUGCUUCCGAAGAACGCAUUAAUGGCCCUCAACGAGGUGAAGGGCGUGAUUAUUAGCGACUUCUUCAUAGACAGCAAUCCCGACGGCGGAUUUACAGCCUUGGUCACGGUUAACUCGACACAAUAUGAGGGCAAGGGUAUAUCCAAGAUGUCCGCCAAGAACGCGGCCUGCGAGAAGGCUCUGCGCGACUACAUACUUGCUAGGAUGAAGCCCAGGAGCCGCAAGCAGAAGACUAGCAGCAACGAGGAGACGGCUCCAGUUGGCGCUGCCGGUGAGGAUCCCAUGGAAACCAACGAGAGCGAUGCCGAGGCCCAUGACGAUGACUUGCCUAUGCUAAAUCUGGCAUCGUUCGCCCUUUACAAGCUUUUCACGGAGUGGGAACGUGAGGGAUUCUCGGUGCCGGAGAUGCAUCCGACGGCCAGCGCCACCAAUCCAGCGGCAGCAUCACUGCCUCUUCCUGUGCCCAAGGAGCCCAAAGCGCCUCCCAUCCGCACGGAACUGCCCCCCGGUUGGGAGACCAUGCACCCAGCGACACUUCUAUGCAUUAUGCGCCCAGGAAUUUCCUACGUGAGCUUUGGCAACUCCGGAGACACGCCAAAUGUGCCACAGUGCCUGGGCGUAAUCGUCGACAAUCAGGAGUUCACUGCCAACGGAAGAUCCAAGAAGAUCGCUCGUCGCAAUGUGGCCGUUAAUGUCUGCAACUCAUUGUUCGGUACCAACUUUGCAUGCGAAGAUUAAUAACACUGUGCAACAUCUAAAAUUUACCUGGAUGGAUGCUAUAUUUAUGAAUUCGUUACGAAUUCCCAGCUGCGGUCAAAAUAGUUGUAAUUGUUG